Molecule: messenger RNA, 720 nt
Organism: Colossoma macropomum (tambaqui)
Lineage: Eukaryota; Metazoa; Chordata; Actinopteri; Characiformes; Serrasalmidae
Product: disintegrin and metalloproteinase domain-containing protein 28-like
Exons: 7
Coding region: 1-546 (181 amino acids)
Cellular component (GO): plasma membrane
Molecular function (GO): metallopeptidase activity; endopeptidase activity
Source: RefSeq, a predicted model, not a curated record
AUGUGUGGAAAGCUUUUCUGCUCUAAUGGAACAGCAGCGCCGCUGUUUGGGACAGGAGUGACAUUGGGUUCAUGCAAAGUCACGAUUUACAGUGACCCCACCAUGGACUAUGGGCAGGUCAAAACCGGGACAAAGUGUGGAGAUGGACAGGUAUGCAGUAACAGCGCAUGUGUGGAGUUGGACGUGGCCUAUGGAGAAAUCAACUGCUCUAUAACCUGCAAAGGAAAUGCGGUGUGUAAUAAUAAGGCAGAAUGUCAGUGUAUUCCUGGCUGGGUCCCACCAGACUGUACAAAUCGCUACACAGACCACAUCAUCUAUACUAACAAUGCAGAACCGGGACUAAGCAGAGAAGCGUAUACGGCCAUGGCAGCUUGUCUGGCUGUGAUUCUCACCGUUUUAGUUGUGGCUGUAACCGUUGCUGCAGUUUGGAGAAUAAAGAUGAGAAAACAAGAGCAAAGCCGACAAAGCCUACCAGAAGCUGGUGGAAACACCAACCAAAGCAAAUCAGACAUAAAGCAAACACCGAAAGUCUUUAUCAUCCCCUAGCAAGACUUGUGCAGUCUUUUCCAGCUCAGUAAACGCCAGCAGGGACAUCUGUAUCAGAAGGCCUGAUUGCUGUAACGCAGUUCUACGUUUAUCACCCUGCAGUGACUCUUCAUGAACACCCCUCGGUCUACUCUGGUAGUAAGACUAGGCUCUGGUGACUGUCAGAAGCAAACA